AUGACAAGUUUUUCAGGCUUUCAAAGAAAAAGUAAAUAUGCGUUUGACAUCGACAAGUACCUGGAGUUAGCAGCUAAGGCGGUAGAAGACAAUGUUAAGCAGGUCUAAUCCCCUGUUACUGUGGUUGGGGAUGUUCACGGAUAAUUUUACGAUUUGAUUGAACUGUUCAGAGUAGGAGGUGAAAUUCCAAAUACUAAUUAUUUAUUCCUAGGUGACUAUGUCGAUAGAGGUGCUUUUAGUGUGGAGACUAUAACUUAUCUUAUGCUUUUGAAACUUAGAUUUCCAUUGAGGAUUACACUAUUGCGCGGAAAUCAUGAAACUAGAUAGAUUACUUAAGUGUAUGGAUUUUACACUGAAUGUAUUCGCAAGUAUGGCAACCCAACUGUAUGGCAAUUAUUCACUGAUUUGUUUGAUUACCUUCCAAUCGGUGCAAUAAUCGAUGAUAGGAUAUUCUGUGUCCACGCUGGACUAUCUCCUACAAUCCAGCAUAUAGGAGACAUUAAGGACAUCAAGAGAUUCUAGGAAAUUCCACAUGAAGGCCCUUUCGCAGAUUUAAUGUGGUCUGAUCCUGAUACUGACAAUAGUGGAUUCACUUUAUCUGCCAGAGGAGCUGGCUAUAUGUUUGGUUAAGAUGUAGUCAACAGAUUUUUGCAUGAAAAUAACAUGAGCUAGAUUUAUAGAGCGCAUUAGUUGUGUAUGGAAGGAUAUUAGACUUUGUUUGAUGGUAAAUUUUGCACAGUUUGGAGUGCACCGAACUACUGCUAUAGGUUCGAGAACCUGGCAAGCAUACUUGAACUUGAUGAAAAGUUAAACAUGUACUUUAACAUUUAUUCUGAUGCGCCUGAGAAUGAGAGAGCGAAAGAAAUCGAGAAUAGCUAAUUCGGAGGAAGAAAUGAUGAUAACUUUUUCAUUUGA
Stylonychia lemnae is the source of this 915-nucleotide messenger RNA. The record is from the annotation of a GenBank genome assembly. Lineage: Eukaryota; Ciliophora; Spirotrichea; Sporadotrichida; Oxytrichidae.